AUGGUUGAGCCCUUGAAGGCUGUGUCCCCGCCCAAACUCAUCAUGCGGUCCUCGCUGCGGGCGUUCGGGCCGGACGGGGCAUUCCGGGAGGGCCUGCGCAGCGCCUUCAACCUCGAGCCCUCUGAUGUCGGCCCACUGAGGCUGUCGGCGCUCGGCGGCUGUGCAGUCAUUGCGGCGUACGGCAUUGCAACUCCGCUGCUCGAGGUGGUCGCGCUCAGCCUAGGGAUAGACCUCCUGCCGCUUGUCCACGUCGGCCAGACCUUUUUAUGUGUCGCCGUGAACCCUCUCUACCAGUACGCCCAGCGCUGGGUGCUGCCCAUACGGCUCAUCGGCAUCGCCUAUCGCGUAAUUGCGACGCUGCUCCUCGCUUUGACGGCCCUCGCCGCGUCGUGGCCACACAGUCGCGCGGUGGCCUACUGCCUGGCCGUCUACGGCGGCAUUGUCGCCGUCUACCCGCCCGUGCUGUACGACUCGUUCCUCGCGUCGGUGCACACGCGGCCAGAGGCAAAGCGGGUAUACGGCAUCAUAUAUUUCGCGAAGCAGUCGGGGUUGCUGCUCGGAUCGUUCGUGGCAGGGCUUCUAUUUGAGCGCUUCGGCCCCCAAAUUACUUUGGUCGCGUGCGCGAUGUAUGAGGCCACCGUGCACCUGGUGCACUGCCGCUCUGCGUCUUUCGAUGAGGGUGAAGAGGGAAGUGAGGGCGCUGAAAACGGCAAGGGAGGGGGAGGCCGCUGCGCUGCCGGCAGUCACGACGGCCGUGGUGACGACAGCGGCGGUCACGCUGACUGCGAUGCUCCGGACAGCCAGGCUAGCGGGGCGCGGGCCGAGUCGUGCUGCUCCUUUGCGUUUGGCGGCGUGUGCAUCAUCGCCAGGGACAGGACGCUGCGAUGGCUCGCCGCCCAACAUUUCGUAUCGGCCAUGAUCACCAGUGGCAUCUGGUACGAGCGCGCAGAGCUCCUGACCAGCGGAUUCGCGUCCGACGCUGAGCGAGUCGAGGUGAUCGCGAAGCUCCAGCUAGCGUACGGCGUCAUCACGCUGCCCGUGCAGCUGCUGCUCUUCGCGCGGCUCAUGCGAAGUUGCGGGUACCGCAGCAUGCUCGCCGUUACGCCCUGCACCCUGAUCGUCGGGCUCAUCACCUCAAUCGUCCACCCGGGACUGGCCGCCAUCCUCGUGCUCGACACGCUGCGCAGAGCCAGCGACUACUCGAUCAGCAUGCCCGCGCUCGACACGCUCUACUGCGACCUGCACAGUGACACGCUCUGGCUCGGAAGGCCGGUGAUUAAAACCCUCAUCGGCCCCCUGGCCACGCUCUGCGCCGCCGCCGUCUUUACCCUGUCCUGCCUGGUCGGCGUCCAGCCACGGUACCGGCAGUGCUGGCUGCUCCUCUUGUCUCUGGCCCUGACGGCGACCCACUGGCGGUUGAGCGUGCUGGGCGGCCGGUCGGAACGUCCGACGAGCGAGCUUGAGAAGCCUCGACAGGUGCUGGGUGUGUUCGUGUGA
Molecule: messenger RNA, 1497 nt
Organism: Emiliania huxleyi CCMP1516
Lineage: Eukaryota; Haptophyta; Isochrysidales; Noelaerhabdaceae
Exons: 1
Coding region: 1-1497 (498 amino acids)
Source: RefSeq, a predicted model, not a curated record